AUGUCCAAUGAACCCUCGAUCAAUACAGGCGCCAGCGUGCAGCUGUGUACGAACUGCGAGAAGAUAGCGCUGAAGGACGACUGCCCCGCUUUCCAAGUAGUCCAUGAUGAGCAUGGCAAACCACAUCAUGUGUUCACAGCGCCCGAUACGUGGAUGGAGACUGAUUUUCAAGGCGAAGAUAAAUUUCCAGACCUCCCCGGGUUGCUUGAGUCUUCGCUUCAGGGCUGCACGUUCUGCGCGUUUUUCAAAGAGAUUCUGAGUUCCGAUCAAGCCCUCGCAGUAUUCAACCGUGAUAUUCACCCAGCACCACUCGAUUCCCCGAUCCCGAUACGAUAUCAGGUUUCGUUUGCCUGGAACUGCACCAACACCAAUGAAGACCAAUAUCUCGUGCUACAGGCUUCUUUCCCCUCUGAGAAUGUUAACCUCGAUUUGUUUUGUACUAUUCAAGCCUUAGAUGAGUGCAGGGAAUUGGCGAGCUGGCUAAGCUUAAGUGCACCAACACAUGAUUCAUACGCAAAUCAAGAGACUGUUGAAUGGAUGAGAUCGAGGCUAGAUCACUGCUGCGAGAAUCAUAGUUGUGGUGCAGAUCUAUUGGAGCGCGAAUAUUUGCCAGAUAGAUUGCUCGACGUUCAGAAGGAUAUCCCCAAACUCGUACUUCGUGACGAUAUAACUGUAUCCUGCCAGAAAACACCCAACUAUCUAGCUCUGAGCUACUGUUGGGGAACGAACGAAGAUGCAUCUCAUCAACCCAAACUCACAAAAGAUACACUCCAGCAGUUUCAGACUGGGAUAGACGAGCAGCAUCUUUCUGUUGUUCAUCGAGACGCAGUAUUUGUUGCAAAAGCUUUGUCUAUCCCUUACCUUUGGAUCGAUUCGCUUUGCAUUUUGCAGGACGACGAUGACCGCAUCGACUGGCAACGCCAAUGCGAGCAGAUGGAUAAGAUUUAUGGUUGUGCACAUGUCACACUGCUUGCAGCCGCUUCAGGCUCUUGUCGCCAGAGCUUCCUUCGACGAUCACAUGGCGUGCAAACUAUCAUACCAUUUCGAUCUGCUAUACAAUCAACUCAAAACGGCUUACUUCAUAUUGAGUUGAGAAAGGUGACCACAGUGCCCACAGAUAACGGAAAAAUCCAAACCUUGUUUGAUGACAUAUUCUUUUCUCGCCUGUCAAGGAGGGGAUGGGCUUACCAAGAGAGAAUUCUGUCCCGACGCAAGAUUCUCUUUGGAGAGUGGAAUUUCCACUACAUGUGCCCAACUGCUAAUCAAUCACUGAAAGGAUCAGAAAGAAUGGGGCCUUAUGAGAGAUCCCCAGGGCAAAUCAAACAACAACUGUCAAAAGGGUAUAAUUACGGGGAAUGGGUCGAGAUCUUUGAACUGGCAUCUAUGUUCGGCGGUCAAUCAUUCACAUAUCCUGAAGACAUCUUACCAGCUCUAUCUGGUCUAGCUCGACUAGUUCAAAAUGAUGCACACGAUGUGUACCUCGCCGGACAUUGGGCCCAGGAUUUAUUUCGAAGCUUAGCCUGGAGACGACCUCUCUUAACACAUACACCAAAAGAAGUACAUUUUCGGAGGACGUUCGGGCCUGGGCCCUAUACAGUACCAUCAUGGAGCAUUCUGUAUAAAGUGUUUGGCGAUCUAGACAACCCGUACCAAACAGGCCCUAGUGAUGUAAAAUCCGAAAUGGAAUCUUGUGUUGGACAAGUCGCCUUAGUUGGAACAGAUCCAUUUGGUGCCAUCAAGAAUGCACAUCUCGAAAUUCGAAGUCGCUGUUUCCAAAACCGGAUCGAUCAGUCAAUUGCCAUCAAGCAAAUUUUGUAUGCCACGUGGAAAAAUAGAUGGAGCGUGGUCAUUGAUUGGGACAGUCGCCGGUUCUAUUGUGGCAUAUGCCUUGAUUAUCAUCUACGAGUAGCAGACAUCAACCAAAAUCCGAAAAUGUGGCGAUGGGUACUUUUGGGGAGUGUCCAAAUACAGACGAUAUUGAACACUCAGACUACCAGCACAGACAACGACGGGGAGCCGGAAAGGUAUCCAUAUGGCCUGUUGUUACUUCAAGUCCCUGACCGACGAGAGUGGUACCGUGCUGGCGUUUUCGAACCAAAUGUCGCAGGUUUCAAGAAGGAACUCGAGCUAGCAGGUGAUCCUGAGUUGGAGCUUAUGACACUUGGCGUCUUCAAAGAGAUGUCUGAGAUUGAGACUAUCACUGUAAUAUAG
Pestalotiopsis fici W106-1 is the source of this 2211-nucleotide messenger RNA. RefSeq lists its product as uncharacterized. The coding region runs from base 1 to 2211 and encodes 736 amino acids. The record is from RefSeq and is a predicted model, not a curated record. NCBI's taxonomy places the organism in Eukaryota, Fungi, Ascomycota, Sordariomycetes, Amphisphaeriales, Sporocadaceae. The transcript is spliced from 2 exons.